Papilio machaon (common yellow swallowtail) is the source of this 2111-nucleotide messenger RNA. RefSeq lists its product as uncharacterized. The transcript is spliced from 6 exons. NCBI's taxonomy places the organism in Eukaryota, Metazoa, Arthropoda, Insecta, Lepidoptera, Papilionidae. The record is from RefSeq and is a predicted model, not a curated record. Gene Ontology annotation, cellular component: plasma membrane. The coding region runs from base 307 to 2007 and encodes 566 amino acids. Gene Ontology annotation, biological process: triglyceride biosynthetic process. Gene Ontology annotation, molecular function: long-chain-alcohol O-fatty-acyltransferase activity; diacylglycerol O-acyltransferase activity.
ACCUGAUAUUCGUCCAAAAAGUUGCGGGAAGCAACUAAUAAUGUAAACUAUGUUACAGUAUUAUAAGAAAGUGUUAUAGAAAGAAAGAAAUAACCUUAAAAGGUAUCAAAUUAGCGCAUUUGUCCAGCUUACUCGUUAUGCGACUAAAUAUAUUCUUUGUUUAAUUAUAGAAGGCCUUUUGAACAUCUGGUUAAUUAGAUUAAAACAUAAGAAAAGAUUAUAAGAAAUAAGGUUUCGCGGAUAUAACUCCGAGCCCUGUCCGUUGUUCCUUCAGUUUGUUCUUAGGUUGUCUGUGAGACAGACAAAAUGUUUCCUAAUGAUAGCAAAGUCUGUGUAUGUCUUUUCAACUGUUAUACUACAGCAGAUUUGUUAGACAAUGAGACUGGUGAAGAUGUUCUUCGUUAUAACGCAACGUUGGCUAAAUCUCGCAUUGUAGACAAUACGUCAGAUUUAGCCACUGUCGUUGGAGUUCUGAUUGCGGUUUUGGUGUACAUAGCAAUAAAUGUCGAGGAAUUACGAAUUGAAACAUUACAGAAGUUCACAAAACAUAAAAUAACACAAAGAGCCUUAGUUUUAGCACUUUUGAUUCUAACUUCGCCGAUCAUAUUUUCUUUUACCUUAAUAUCGUUAUUUUACAAAGUGACGUGUUACUAUAUUAUAAAAGCCAAUGACGUUAACUUUGCAUCGUUUCUCGAUGGUUUUGAUGUUUUCUGGAGUUUAGAAGACGAUGACUCUAGAUGUGUUAUUAACGUGUUAGGUAUCGUUGAAACGAAUACUUCAGAUAGUUUAGUAUCAAGAAUAAAACAGAAACUUAGAAUCGUUAUUACCAAUAAGAGCUGCAAUAAGCUAUUUUAUAGACGAAAUGAGAAAUACGGAUGGUACUACUGGAGAAAUUAUUCCGAAAUUGAUUUAAAUGACUACGUAAAAGUUCUUAAUAUUGGAAAUAAGAAAGGUUCUAUUUCAAAAGAAGAUAUAGAAGGUGCAAUGACUGAAGUAUCUUACUUGCCAUUACCAUUCAACGAUACAGGGUUAUUUCAAAUCUUUGUAACCGAACAAAGAAUAGAAAAUUGCGAAGGAGAGAGAAGUAACUACGGUAUAAUAUUUAGAAUUCAUCACGCAGUGGGUGACGGAGUAGCAUUGAUUGAGUUUCUUUGCAAAACACUUGCAGACGAUGUUAAAAAUGAUCAAAAAUUUUCCAUGCCCAGUAACUACAUACCUAUUGACACAUCAACAACUUUAUUGGAUAAAGUAAAACAGUUGUGCUCAAUGCCAAUAUGUUUCGUUGAUGGAAUACUAAGAAAACCAGAUCAACAUUCUUUACAUGGUCCUUCUUUGAUUGGAAAAAAGAUAUUUAAAUGGACAGAUCCAGAUGUAGAUCUAUAUCAGAUGAUCAAAGACAUAAAACAAUGUAAAAAGAAUUUAAAUUUCUCUGACAUUCUGGCAACAUCACUGUCUAGUGGCUUAAGAAAUUUUUUCUCAAAGACUAUGGAUCACAUACCAGAGGAUGUAGCAGUAAUUUUGCCCAUCAGACUGCCAGAACAUUUAACUCGAAAUGAAAAUAUAUUUAAAAAUAAUUUUACUGUAACGAUCCUUGAUCUACCAACCAAAGAGAAAAGGCAAAUUAAAGAAAUAAGAAGACGAUGCAAUAUAGUUCGAAAAAGUGUAGAUCCCACCGUAAACCAUUAUUUUUUAAAAGUUUGUUACCUCCUACCGAAACAGAUUCUACGGCCUAUUUUUAAGAGUAGCCAAGCUACGUUGGUAUUCAGUAACAUGCCCGGUCCAGACUCUAUAAGUAUUUGCGGUGGAAACUCAUUAAAAAGUUUAAUUUUUUUCAUACCUAAUAAAGGGAGUACAGGUCUUGGUAUAUCAGCUCUUUGCUACGGUGGUGUUCUGCGAUUCUCCGCGAUGGCUGACGCAAGUAUAGUGAGGACGUCGGACCAACUAUCGUUGAUACUUGACGGCAUGGUUGAUGAAAUUAAACAAAUGCACGAGUUAUAUGUGAAAUAGAUAGUAUAUAACAUAAUAAGUGUGUUAAAAAUUGACAAGCUCUGGCUACUCAGUAAAAGGUAUGGAGUCUGCCAAAUUCCCGUCAAUUAAAGAUAAAACACAAC